This is a messenger RNA of Zonotrichia albicollis (white-throated sparrow), 3335 nucleotides long. It is a transcript of the gene DPP6, whose product is annotated as dipeptidyl peptidase like 6. Gene Ontology annotation, cellular component: voltage-gated potassium channel complex; plasma membrane. NCBI's taxonomy places the organism in Eukaryota, Metazoa, Chordata, Aves, Passeriformes, Passerellidae. The record is from RefSeq and is a predicted model, not a curated record. Gene Ontology annotation, molecular function: serine-type peptidase activity; potassium channel regulator activity. Gene Ontology annotation, biological process: regulation of potassium ion transmembrane transport; proteolysis.
UGGGAGAGCAACGUGCUUUGAAUGAGGCUUCCCAGCCUCUUCCACUCCGUCUCACACACUCUGUCACUCUGCCUCUCGCUUGUGCACACUGUUGGUAUGCGACCUCGGAGGCGACUGCUCCGCCACCUCUGCCUGGGGAGCCGCUGACAGCCAGCGAUUGAGCCAGCCCCCCUUCCUUUUUUUUUUUUUUUUUCCUCCCUGCUUUUGCAAACACACACGCACACCCCCAAAGCACAUUUAAUGCUGAUCCACUCAGGCGCCAUUAUCGGGGGUACGUCUUCGUGGAGUGUUUUGGUUAUUUUUUUUUUCUCUUCUAUUUUUUUUUCCUUCCCAACACUGGAUGGUGCAGCGUUCCCGGGGCCUGUGGUGUUACGGCUCGAUUGCGUUUUAUUAUUUAUUUAUCUAUCUUCUCUCUUCUUCCUCUCAUCACUCCCCCGUCUCUGCUCUCUUGAACCCCCCGGCUUCUCUCCGGGUGCCGGUGCAGAGGACUGGGGAGCAGCAUCCCUCUCUCUCCCUCCCACUGAUGUGGGACUGAUCCUCACCCUCAUGUGUAGCAUGCUGUAGCCAAAAAAGAAGAGAGGAGGGGAAGAAAAAAAAAAAGAAGCGGCUCUCUUGCCCUCCCUCUCCCUCGCUUCCCGCGGAUUGACUUCAUGGCUUCGCUGUACCAGCGGUUCAGCGGGAAGAUCAACACCUCCCGCUCGUUCCCCGUUCCCCCCGAAGCAAGUCACCUCCUGGGCGCCCAGAGCAGCGAGGAGGACGGCGCUGCCGGCAAGACCCCGCGUCCAUUGCAACAGGAAGGCGGCCGGCCCCGCUUCCAGUACCAGUCGCGAAGUGACUGCGAGGAGGAGGAUGAGCUGGUGGGGAGUAAUCCUCCUCAAAGAAACUGGAAAGGAAUUGCAAUUGCCUUACUUGUUAUUCUCGUUAUCUGCUCGCUGAUUGUCACCUCUGUCAUACUCCUGACACCAGUGGAAGAUAACAGCUUGUCUCAGAAGAAGAAGAUAACAGUGGAAGAUCUCUUCAGUGAUGAUUUUAAGAUUCAUGACCCAGAGGCUAAAUGGAUAACUGAUAAUGAAUUCAUUUAUAGAAACCAGAAUGGCACAGUGAUUCUGAGGAAUGUCGAAACCAACAGUUCAACAAUAUUAAUAGAAAACAAAAAAAUUGUCUCCUUAAAGGCCAUCCGGUAUGAGGUGUCACCUGACAGGGAAUAUGCACUGUUUGCCUUUGAUGUUGAGCCUGUGUAUCAGCAUUCAUAUACAGCAUAUUAUGUCCUCAGCAAAAUACCUCAUGGGGAUCCCCAGAAUUUGUAUCCCCCUGAGGUCAGCAAUGCAAAGCUUCAGUAUGCUGGUUGGGGUCCAAAAGGGCAACAGCUGAUAUUUAUCUUUGAGAAUAACAUCUAUUACUGUGCCCAUGUGGGGAAACAAGCCAUCCGAGUGGUCUCCACAGGAAAGGAAGGUGUUAUUUUCAAUGGGCUCAGCGACUGGCUCUAUGAAGAGGAGAUCUUGAAGACUCACAUUGCUCAUUGGUGGUCUCCUGAUGGCACCAGGUUGGCAUAUGCAACAAUUAAUGCCUCCAGAGUCCCCACCAUGGAAAUCCCAAUAUAUACAGGCAUCCUUUACCCUACUGUUAAAACUUACCAUUAUCCAAAGGCUGGAAUGGAAAAUCCAACCAUUUCUUUGCACGUGAUUGGUCUGAAUGGACCCACUCAUGACCUGGAAAUGACUCCCCCAGAUGAUCAGAGAAUGAGGGACUACUACAUCACCAUGGUGAAAUGGGCCACCAGCACCAAGGUGGCAGUGAACUGGCUGAACAGGGCCCAGAACGUGUCCAUCCUGACGCUCUGUGAUGCCACCACGGGGGUCUGCACCAAGAAACAUGAAGAUGAGAGUGAUGCCUGGCUGCACAGACAGAAUGAAGAGCCCGUUUUUUCCAGGGAUGGUCGGAAGUUUUUCUUCGUCCGGGCGAUUCCCCAGGGAGGACGUGGCCAUUUCUACCACAUUGCCAUGUCAUCCUCACAGCCCAACAGUAGCAAUGAUGACUUACAGGCCAUUACAUCUGGAGAUUGGGAUGUGACAAAGAUACUGGCAUAUGAUGAAAAGAGGCAGAAAAUCUAUUUCCACAGCACAGAAGAUUCACCAAGAAGAAGACAUUUAUACAGUGCAAGCACAAAUGGGAACUUCAACAGGAGGUGCCUGUCCUGUGAUCUGAUUGAAAACUGCACUUAUUUCAGUGCAUCCUUCAGCCACAAUCUGGAAUACUUCCUGCUGACAUGUGAAGGUCCCCGUGUCCCGAUGGUGACGGUUCACAACACAACAGAUGCACAGAAAAUUUUUGAGCUGGAGGUAAAUGAAAAUGUGCAGCUGGCUGUAAAUGACAGGCAAAUGCCUAAGGUAGAAUACAUGGAAAUCAAGAUAGAUGAUUACAGAUUACCAAUGCAGAUCUUAAAGCCAGCAACCUUUGCAGACACCGCUCACUACCCCUUGCUUUUGGUUGUGGAUGGCACGCCUGGCAGCCAGAUUGUCACGGAGAGGUUUGAGGUGACGUGGGAGAGCGUCAUGGUCAGCUCGCACAGCGCCAUCGUGCUCAAGUUCGAUGGGCGCGGCAGCGGCUUCCAGGGCGCCAAGCUGCUGCACGAGGUCAAGAGGAGGCUGGGCCUUCUGGAGGAGAAGGAUCAGCUGGAAGCUGUCAGGACAAUGCUGGAGGAGCAUUUCAUUGACAAAACGAGAGUCGGUGUGUUUGGGAAGGAUUAUGGUGGUUACCUCAGCACUUACAUGCUUCCAGCUGGUGAAGACAACCAGGUGUUCACCUGUGGAGCUGCUCUUUCCCCAGUGACAGACUUCAGACUAUAUGCUUCAGCCUUUUCUGAAAGAUACCUGGGCUUGCACGGGGUUGAUAACAGAGCAUACGAGAUCAGCAAAUUAUCACACAGAGUCUCAUUACUAAAAGACCAGACAUUUUUGAUCAUUCAUCCUACUGCUGAUGAAAAAAUCCAUUUUCAGCAUACUACAGACCUUAUCACACACCUAAUUAGGGCAAAGGCUAAUUACAGCUUGCAGAUUUACCCUGAUCAAAGCCAUUACUUCAGCAAUGCAGCGUUUGAGCAGCACUUGUACCAGUCCAUUGUCAACUUCUUUGUGGAGUGUUUCCAGGUUCCAGACAAGCUCCCACUGGCCCCGCUGAAAGAGGAGGAGGAGGAUGAUUAACCCUACUUGUCCGUGCUAAGCACAAGGCAGAUCUCUCUGACAAUAUGCAACUGGAUCAUUUUCCUGAAGAAAGAGAUGUUGUUAGCAUGUAUUUAAAAAAAAAAAAAAAAAAAACCAAAACAAAAAAAAACCAAA